Molecule: messenger RNA, 4339 nt
Organism: Durio zibethinus
Lineage: Eukaryota; Viridiplantae; Streptophyta; Magnoliopsida; Malvales; Malvaceae
Biological process (GO): protein phosphorylation
Molecular function (GO): protein binding; protein kinase activity; ATP binding
Source: RefSeq, a predicted model, not a curated record
GAGCGUCUGCCCAGUCUUUGAGUGAGGUAAGAAGUAGAGAAAAGAGAGAGUAUAAGGAGAGAAAUAUUGUAUUCUGUUGAAUGAAAUUCCAGAAUACUUAAAAUCGUUGCAUAUCCCCUGCAUAUCCAUAACAGGCAAUGACCAAGCAUCGCAUAACUAAUCCAUCAUUACUGAUCACAGGCAGCAACUAAUCCGGCAUUAUCGUUUAACAACUUCAACUGAUAUUUAAAAUACUACCCUAUAAUUCUGGGCUCCCCUAUUAUUGGGCUCAAGUAUUUCAUUAGCCCAUUUUCAUAUACUCUGGCCCGUAGCAAAAUGGAGCUGUGGGCAUACAAAGACUUGGAUGUGGAUGAAUCUUACAUGAUCAGUUUUCCGUAUUGAAGCCUAAAAUCUCCUUGUAAGUUUCAGCAAUCCAGAUUUUGUUUGUUUUAGGGUCAUAGAUGAAUCUUGGAAAUAAAACAUGGUUCUCGGAGGUAAUAGAUUUUGUUUCACUUCUACACUGGUUUCAUUUUUCCACAUCUUUUAUUUCAAGUCUCAUAAGACAUUUUAAAGUCUGCAACUAUGCUUGUUUUAAUGUACAUAUUUACAGACAGGUUGCUCUGAAUUGCAAUUGCUUUGGACCCAAAACAGAGAGAGAAACGCUUCUAGCCCGUAUGAAAAUCUAAAUCAAAAGACUCGUAAAAAAAGGGGAAAGAAAAAGGAAGUGUAUCAUACGUUAAAGUCUAACAGGGGCAAUGACCAUGAACAACCAGUUGACUGUUUGACUUUCCAGUUCCUAACGUAAAUGCAACUUCCGGAGUCGACCCUAGAGUGAAAAAUAGGUUAGAGACUUCUUCCGGUGAGUUUCGACGUACUGGAAACUGCAAUUAACGUAUAUAUAAACAUCAGACCAAGGUUGUUAUUUGCAUGCACACCAUUUGUUAAACAUGGAGAGGGUAACCUUGUUUGCUUUUCUACUCUUAUAUGUUACAUUACAAUAUUAUUCACUUAAUGUUGCUUCUGAUUCUGCCGCAGAAGCACAGGCACUACUCAAAUGGAAAGCCAGCUUUCAAAACCAAGACCAUCCUGUUUUGCUUUCUUGGAAUAUUUCCAAUUCUGCACCCAAUACUUCCACCAACCUAAAAACAAAAACAAGUCCAUGUGCUUGGUUUGGAAUCAAUUGCAACAAUGCUGACAGCAUUAUGAGGAUCAACCUCACUGGCUAUGGUGUAAAAGGUACGCUCCAUACAUUUCCAUUCUCAUCUUUGCCUAAUCUUGCACAGUUAGACCUUAGCACCAAUGAACUCUAUGGCAUAAUCCCACCUCAAAUCGGUCAACUCUCCAAACUCACUUACCUUGAUUUAUCAACCAAUCAGUUGUCCGGGCAAAUCCCACCUGAAAUUGGCCACCUUAUACACCUCGAGACCCUCCACCUUGCUGAAAAUCAGUUGAACGGCUCAAUUCCUCGAGAAAUUGGUCUGCUGAAAUCUGUUACGGAGCUUGCCUUGUACAGCAACAAUCUAAAUGGUUCCAUUCCUGCUUCUCUUGGUGACUUAAGCCAACUGGUUUCCUUAUAUCUCUAUAAUAAUUCCCUUUCUGGUCCCAUUCCUCCAGAAAUGGGAAACAUGGCCAAUUUGUUUGAAGUUUACAUGGACACAAACCAUCUGACCGGUCCCAUCCCUUCCACGUUUGGAAACUUGAAAAAGUUAACUGUGCUUUACAUGUUUAGCAAUCAUCUUUCUGGAUCCAUUCCUUCUGAAUUAGGGCAUAUGAAAUCUCUCACUGAAAUAGGCCUUUAUCAAAAUAAUCUAUCUGGUUUGAUCCCGACCUCAUUAGGUGACUUGACACUUCUUACACGUCUCCAACUUUAUGAAAAUAAUCUUUCUGGCCCCAUUCCUGAGGAGAUAGGAAACUUGAAAUCUCUUGUUUAUCUAGAGUUGAGUCAAAAUCAACUCAAUGGUUCUAUUCCUGCUUCACUUGUUAAUUUGAGCAACUUGGAAACUUUGUUCCUUCGAGACAACCAACUUUCAGGUCCCAUACCUCAAGAAAUAGGAAAUUUCAUGAAGCUGACCAUGUUAGAAUUAGACCACAACCAUCUGACUGGAAAUUUGCCCCAAAUCAUUUGCCGUGGUGGAUCACUUAGAUACUUCACAGCAAAUGACAACCAUCUUACGGGGCCAAUCCCUAAAGGGUUGAAAAAUUGCACGAGCUUGCAUAGAGUCUACCUUGAAGGAAACCGACUCACUGGGAAUAUAUCUGAAGGCUUUGGCGUUUAUCCGAGCCUAAACUUCAUUGACUUAAGUGACAAUGAAUUUUAUGGUGAAGUGUCAUCUAAUUGGGGGAUGUGCAAAAGUUUACAGGGCCUAUCUAUUGCGAGGAACAAUAUCACUGGUAGAAUACCACCAGAGAUUGGAAACUCAAGCCAGAUUAAACUCCUCGAUCUUUCUUCAAAUCAUUUAGUAGGGGAAAUUCCAAUGGAAAUUGCAAAGUUGACUUCUUUGAUUAAGCUUCAUUUGAACGGGAAUCAACUUUCUGGUGGUAUACCAUUGGAACUGGGACUUUUAUCUAGCCUUUUGGUUCUUGACUUGUCUGCGAACCAGUUGAGCAAGUCGAUCCCUGAAACUAUAGGGAAUCCGUCCAACCUAUACUACUUGAAUUUGAGCUUCAAUCAGUUUAGCCAAAGAAUUCCAAUUCAAAUAGGCAAGUUAACUCAUCUGACUUUGCUAGAUUUGAGUCACAACAUGCUUUCAGGGACGAUUCCAGUGGAAUUUCAGAAGUUGCAGAGCCUGUUGAUGUUAAAUCUUUCUUACAACGAUCUGUCUGGUGAAAUUCCAGCCUCUUUUGAGCAGCUCCGAGGCUUGUCCUCCGUUGACAUAUCAUACAAUGAGUUGCAGGGUUCCAUUCCCAACUGCCAAGCAUUUCAAAAUGCUUCAAUAGAAGCAUUACGAGGGAACAAAGGUUUGUGUGGCAAUGUUAGCGGAUUGCCACCCUGCACACCUUUUUCUAGGAAGGGCCACAACGCCAAGAUCAUCUUUGCAAUUAUAUUCCCUCUAUUGGCAGUUGCUUCUCUCCCGAUCUCAUCAAUUGCUUUGUUGUUCAUCUUCAAAAAAAGGAAGAAAGAUGCGGACGAAGAAAGACAAAGCAGUGUGAAUGACGAAAUUUUUUUGUCAACACCUUCCUUCAAUGGAAGAAUACUAUAUGAAGAGAUCAUUAGAGCUACCAAAGAUUUCGAUGCUCAAUAUUGUAUUGGAAAUGGAGGAUAUGGAAAUGUAUACAAAGCGGAGCUGUCAUCAGGUGAUAUUGUAGCUGUGAAGAAAUUGCGUCCAUUGCAUAGUGGUGAAACGGCAGAUCAAAAGCAAUUCCUGAAUGAGGUAAGGGCAUUGAUAGAAACACGACAUCGAAAUAUUGUGAAGUUCUAUGGUUUUUGUUCAUUUGCAAAACGCUCCUUCUUGGUUUACAAGUACCUUGAAAGGGGUAGUUUGGCUUCUGUUCUAAGCAACGAUGAAGAAGCUAAGAAAUUGGACUGGAAUAAGAGGGUGAACAUCGUAAAAGGUGUUGUUCACGCCCUCUCUUAUUUGCACCAUGACUGUUCACCACCGAUUGUUCAUCGAGACAUAAAGAGCAGCAACAUUUUGCUUGAUUUAGAGUUUGGAGCUCAUGUUUCAGACUUUGGCACUGCGAAGCUUCUCAAUCCAGACUCAUCCAAUUGGACUCAUAUUGCUGGAACAUACGGAUAUAUAGCACCAGAGCUUUCCUACACAAUGAAAGUUACUGAAAAAUGCGAUGUGUAUAGUUUCGGUGUGCUGGCAUUGGAAGUGAUAGUGGGGGCAUAUCCGAGUGAUUUUCUCUCUAAUCUAUCAGUUCUAUCUCCUGAACUGCAGCUUCCGCUAAACAAUGUGCUGGAUCAAAGGCUUUCACCUCCACCGCCCGAAGUUGAGAACAAACUCGCAUUCAUCCUGAAGCUGGCUGUUUCAUGUUUGGAUAACAAUCCAAAAUGUAGGCCAACCAUGUACACGGUUUCUCAGCUGUUGUUUGACCGAAUCUAGUCCUAGCUAGGAUAAUUUUAUCUAUAUCUAAGGGGCUACCUUAGAAAUGUUUUGUAUUGCUUUAAUGUUGUUUCUUCAGUUUUUGUGUUCUAUCAUAGGUAAAAGGAUUAGCAUUUUUGUACCGUUAACAAUUAGUUUUUGUUGAGAAUUGAGAUUGUCAUAAACACCAUGGUAGUGCAAUGAGGGUAGUUUCAGAUAUUUGCUUGUAACUAUGUUUUAUUAAUUUAAUUCUAGUAAUUGCGUAAGAAUAAAAUAAUUCCACCAAGCCCUUAUUAAUUGAGAUAUCUUAUUUAUAUGCAAAGGAUUCUUAUUAA